CUUCGGCCCAUUGUCAUUAAAUAGUCCAUUAUUUACACACAUACCAGUCUAGGGUUUCUUCUUCUUCUGCUACAACAAGUGCAGCCACACCAAACCCUAUCCUCUCCGCCCAUCCAUUUCCAAGCAGCAUGAUCAUCCCCGACAAGAACCGUAAGGCAAUCUCCAAAUACCUCUUUCAAGAGGGUGUUUGCUUUGCUAAGAAGGAUUACAAUUUGGCGAAGCAUCCCGAAAUCGAUGUACCAAAUCUGCAGGUGAUUAAGCUCAUGCAGAGCUUCAAAUCGAAGGAGUAUGUGAAGGAGACAUUCGCUUGGAUGCAUUACUACUGGUAUUUGACCAAUGACGGGAUCGAGUUUCUCAGAACUUACUUGAAUCUUCCAUCUGACAUUGUUCCUGCCACUUUGAAGAAAUCAGCUAAGCCUCUUGGACGUCCUUCCGGUGGACCUCCUGGUGACCGCCCACGUGGUCCUCCUAGAUUUGAAGGCGAUAGGCCAAGAUUCGGUGACCGUGAUGGUUAUCGUGGUGGUCCAAGAGGGCCUCCCGGUGAGUUUGGUGCUGAUAAGGGCGGAGCUCCAGCUGAUUACCAGCCUGCUUUUAACAGGGGUGGUGCUGGUGGAAGGCCUAGCUUUGGGCGUGGAGGUGGCGGCUUUGGAGGCGGUGCACCACCAAGCUCAAGCUUCUCUUAAACGUUAUAGUCUACUGGUUUUUGUUUGUUGAAUUUGAAAAUGUCUGGAAUCACUUUUAUGUUACUGUUAUAGUACUUGAGUUUUGUUAUCUAGUGAUUUUGUUGAAUCUUGGAUUUUGUUUAUUGUUGAUCACAUAUUGUUCUGCUGAAUUA
Messenger RNA from Helianthus annuus (common sunflower), 835 nucleotides. Its product is annotated as 40S ribosomal protein S10-1. Lineage: Eukaryota; Viridiplantae; Streptophyta; Magnoliopsida; Asterales; Asteraceae. Gene Ontology annotation, cellular component: cytosolic small ribosomal subunit. Gene Ontology annotation, molecular function: RNA binding; structural constituent of ribosome. The transcript has 5 exons. The coding region runs from base 129 to 683 and encodes 184 amino acids. The record is from RefSeq and is a predicted model, not a curated record.